AUGUGGAACAAUAUAAUCAUCACAUAUCAGCGUCACUUUGCUACAGAGUUACCAUUUAUCCAUGUUCCCACGCUCAAGAGAAGCGUUUACGACUUUACACUUGGAGAAUCCUCCGUCACGUCGGAUACUCACCUCGUCUUGCUCGGAUUGUUGGCGCUAACUGGCCGAUACCAUUCCGAACUUUCUCAAAAUAUCGAUACAUCAUCGGGAGAUGCCAUUUCGGCCACAGCCAGUGACAAUGAUACCCAAUCGUCGGAGCAGAAGGGAAUAGAAGUGUCGAGAUAUUUCGCACAUGCUUUGGAAGCGAACUUGGGCCCUUUCGCUGUCGCCGUAUCUUCAGGCUCGGUGGAACGUGUCCAAGCGCUCUUAAUGCUGGGGCUGUACGAAUGGAUAUCACCAGAUCAUGAGGGUUUGAAGGCUUGGAUGCUUUUUGGGGCCGCUGGCCGCAUGGCGCAAGCACUGAGGCUGGGAUACGAAUGCAACAACUCUAGACUCAACGAGUCAACUACACUUCUGGCUGAGCAGGGUAUUAUCGAUCAGGAGGUACGACGCCGGACCAUGUUUUGUUGCUUCGUCUUUGAUCGAUUAAUCUCCUGCGGAAAGGAGAGAGUGGCUCUUUUCCGAUCCGAGGAUUUGCAUAUCCGGUUGCCAUGCUCAAAGGAGGACUUCGAGCUGAGUCGGCUGGUCAACAUGGGAACACUGUCCAGCGAUUAUUCGAGCUCCGGACUAGGAGGUGCGCCAGCAUCAAAUGCUCUCAGUCGCUUCAUUCAGCUGGUCGAUCUAUGGGGAAGGAUAUCUCAGUACAGUAAUGCUGGCGGUCGCUUUACAGAAACCGGAUUGCCUCCAUGGAACUCUGCCUCGCAAUUCUACCAACUACGCCGUCAACUUGGCCACUUCACCAAGUCUCUUCAAGAGGACGAUAAUUUCUUGAGCUGGAGUCCCUCCAAUUUCUUUCGACACCAAAGCUUUCCAGGGACAUAUGUCCUACUACACAUGCUGCUAUCUCUUUGCAAGUUCAUGCUGCAUCGAGAGUAUAUCCCAUUUAUUGCGCUUCGAUGCAAGGAGCCAAGUGGACCGCUGGACGAACCAACAUUUCAGCCCGACAUGGUGCCUGAAGGUUUCUGGCAUGAGAGUGCGAAGGAACUGUUCGAUGCUAGUAGGGUUGUGAUUGACUUGAUUGAGUUGUGUGGUGACGAAAUGCCUCACUCGCCUUUGGCUGCUUUUGUUAUCUACACCACGGGAUUCAAUGGCAUGUAUGCUCGUUACUUUCCUCAAAUGGAUGUAGAAUGCAAAAUGGCGACGCAGGGAGAAGCAAUUGGCCCUGAAACAGAGCUUAUUGCGAACAGCUCAUCAGUCGGCACAACCAAGAUUGCCUUUGACGCGUUGAAGGGUCUGGCUAAAUACUCAGGAGUUGCAGCAGCCUUUGUCGCAAGGUUCAAAGAGGUGGAUCAAUACUUCGUUGCCAUAAUCAAGGAUUACUACAGGAAUCGACAGCAUCAAUCCUCAGUUGCACCCAGUCACACAUCCCAAAGGAUCGGGAUUCGGAUGGGCGGAGAAACUGGCGGGUUGGAAGAAUGGAUGGAGAGGUCUGAUGAAAUUACGAGCAACAGCUCCAUUAUUAAACACAGUCUCACGAAAUCUCCUAGACAUUAUGCCACAAGGCUCGGGGCCAAGGUGCAAAACAUUCCCGGACCGGACUUGGGUACCAGUUCUCCCGCUAACGCGGUAAACAUUGCUCCCGCCCAGUCCUCAGCGGCUGACCAGCCUCUUCCGAGCCUCCAAGUAGAUCAGCUCUCUCACGCUGGUCGUCCGCCACAUCAAUCCGGCCCUGGAGGUGUUCUUGCUACCGUUGAUCCAGCACCACAUUUCUUGGGCCAUCCACACCCAGCUGGUGCCUCCGUACAAGGGGAUUGUACGAGCCCAGCAUUUACAGAGACUGGUUUGGAUUGGAGUUGGACGUAUCUCCACGACAUGUUUAUGGGAAGUAUACAGAUGGACCCGAUGAGUCCCUGCGGGUGA
Messenger RNA from Pochonia chlamydosporia 170, 2019 nucleotides. RefSeq names its product C6 transcription factor. Gene Ontology annotation, cellular component: nucleus. Gene Ontology annotation, biological process: DNA-templated transcription. The coding region runs from base 1 to 2019 and encodes 672 amino acids. The transcript has a single exon. Gene Ontology annotation, molecular function: DNA binding; zinc ion binding. NCBI's taxonomy places the organism in Eukaryota, Fungi, Ascomycota, Sordariomycetes, Hypocreales, Clavicipitaceae. The record is from RefSeq and is a predicted model, not a curated record.